This is a messenger RNA of Nematostella vectensis (starlet sea anemone), 1505 nucleotides long. RefSeq names its product WD repeat domain phosphoinositide-interacting protein 2. Gene Ontology annotation, biological process: protein lipidation; protein localization to phagophore assembly site; autophagy of mitochondrion. NCBI's taxonomy places the organism in Eukaryota, Metazoa, Cnidaria, Anthozoa, Actiniaria, Edwardsiidae. Gene Ontology annotation, cellular component: phagophore assembly site membrane; extrinsic component of membrane; cytosol. Bases 122 to 1432 code for a protein of 436 amino acids. Gene Ontology annotation, molecular function: phosphatidylinositol-3,5-bisphosphate binding; protein binding; phosphatidylinositol-3-phosphate binding. The transcript is spliced from 17 exons. The record is from RefSeq and is a predicted model, not a curated record.
GCUCAAAUUUGGGAGCUUUGUUAUUGUUGUGUUUUCAUCAGAAAAAGUAAUGUUCUCAGUUUAGCAAGAAAAAAUACAGCAACCGAGGCCGUAAAAAGCCGAAAAGAUUGGAGGAUUCCCCAUGAAUCUAGCCGCCUAUGGAGGGGAUCCCACGGGGAACCUUCUGUUCGUAAAUUUUAACCAAGACUGCACGUCUUUAGCAAUCGGCACCAAGUCUGGCUACAAGCUUUACUCGCUAGGAUCCGUGGAAAAGCUGGAAGAGAUCUACGAGUAUGGGGGGACACCAGACAUUUGUAUUGUAGAGCGGUUAUUCUCCAGUAGUUUGGUAGCCAUUGUCAGUUUAUCUGCACCAAGAAAGCUGAAAGUUUGUCAUUUCAAGAAAGGAACAGAAAUAUGCAAUUACAGUUACCCAAACACAAUUCUUGCUGUGCGCCUAAACAGAGUGAGACUUCUUGUGGUCCUAGAGGAAAGCUUAUACAUACACAAUAUCAGAGAUAUGAAGGUUCUUCACACAAUACGAGACACACCUCCUAACCCCUCAGGACUAUGUGCACUCUCUGUCAACUCAGACAACUGCUAUCUGGCAUAUCCUGGCAGUAACCAGAUUGGUGAAGUCCAGAUAUUUGAUGCAGUCAACCUGAGGGCAGUGACCAUGAUCCCUGCUCAUGACUCGCCAGUAGCCUCUAUGGCAUUCAAUCACAUGGGAACAAAGCUUGCUACAGCUUCAGAGAAGGGGACUGUUAUUCGAGUGUUCUCAAUUCCAGAUGGGCAGAAGCUGUAUGAGUUCAGACGAGGCGUCAAAAGAUGUGUUACAAUCAACUCCCUCGCGUUUAGUCAAGACUCGCUGUUCCUGUCAGCAUCAAGCAAUACCGAAACCGUGCACAUUUUCAAACUCGAAAUGCCCAAAGACAAACCACAAGAGGAAUCGCAAGGCUGGAUGGGAUACUUUGGCAAAGCCUUGUCGCCAACCAACUAUCUCCCUUCACAGGUCACGGAAGUAUUCAAUCAAGGUAGAGCCUUCGCCAACGUCCACCUACCAGUCGCAGGUCUAAGGAAUGUCUGCGCAGUUGCCACGAUAGGCAAGUUACCCCGUCUACUGGUGUCUAGCGCCGAUGGCUAUCUCUACAUCUACAACAUCGAUCCUGAAGACGGCGGGGACUGCACCCUUCUCAAGCAACACAGAUUAAUCGGCCACGAGGACGGAGACAACACACAUGAAGAAGAAACGGCUUCAGAAAGCGCCACAAGCAGAAGCAGACAAGGCUCCUCAGCCUCAUCAGGCCAGGCCGCACAAUCUUCCUCGCCCCCAGUGCCUACUGGGAUGGAUUGCUCGCCCCAGGCUGCUAGUGCCUUGACUGGACCACAGGGCUCAUCGCCCCUGAGACUAGAUGACGAAUCGGAGUAUCCCCCGCUUACCGUGCACAACGACUGAGAGAGCCUGCACUCUAGUUCAUAUGGAUUCUUGUUUUAUGAUAAGGAAGAGAAAUAUAUACUUGUUUUACGCG